GCUGCCAUUACUUUUCUCAUUCAUUCAUUCAAGAAACUUUUAAAUAAUAUAUUUCAUCCUCCCAACAAUUUCUUGCCAUUUUCACAAUCAGUAGUGACGUUUUUGUCUCUCUAGUUGACUUGACUUGUGGAAAAAUGGUAGAAAAAGAUGGGUUGAAUUCGAGCCAUUGCAUGUGGAAGAUAUAUAUGUCCAGAAACCUAAUUUCAGAAUCAUUUACAUUUUUGUCUCUCAAGUUUGACUUGACUUGUGAAAAGUAGAAAGAUUCAAACCCCAAUAUGACGUAUUAAAUUGCAAGGGGAAGAUGUCAUAUAUGCCCAGAGCCUUAAUAAUAAUUACAUUCAUCAGUACCUCUCCUCUCCAACAUCAAUCCCAGAAAAAUGAGUCUAGCAUUUUACCUCCUCCUAUCUUGUGCUUCUCUUCUUCUGUUUCUAGUAGUGGAGUCCAGUGCUCGGACAUAUUCUUCUAAUUGUAGCAGUCCAUCUUUAUGUGUAAACAACGGGGUGAACGUUAGCUAUCCGUUUCGCUUCAGAGGUGAUCCAGAAGGCUGUGGAAUUCAAGACUUUGAGCUGGAAUGCGAGAAUGAACGGACGGUCUUAUAUAUUGGCACUGCAAGAUACUACGUUUUGGGAAUCAACUAUGACAAAGGUACAAUCCGACUUAUCGAUGAGGGCAUCCAAAUGGGAAACUACUCCUCUCUCCCUAUCCAUAACCCAAGCCUAUUGCCUUUCGAAUUUGAUGGUGGUUAUUAUAGACUUUAUAGAGGAUAUUUGAACAAUUAUUAUGCAAUUAUAGCAAAUAUUAAGUGCACAAUUAGGCCUAUGUCAGAAUGGGAAGAUGGAGAGCAAUAUUUUACUUUAAUGAAUAAUAUCACAUCUUCUUCAGAAGCCAAUGCUCUUAAUGCUUCUUCUUCCAACUAUACUAGCUACGUUUUGUUCGGCAUUUUUUCACCAUUCAAUCUGAAUAUUAGCAUACUCGUGGGAUGUGGCAUAGAAAGCGUGCACAUGACAGUGGGGAGCUCACCUCCAUCUUGGUGGAGAGAAAGGCGGAGGACCAACUCUUCCAUAUUAUUCUCGCACUUCCAUAACGAAUUAGCUUGUGGAUUUGAGUUGACAUGGGAUUUGUGUUAUUUGUGUAAUAAGGAAGGGACUUACUGCAGUUGGCCUUGCAUCAAUUAUGGUUACUCUCAUUAUCAACGUCUGAUGUACUUUAUCCAAGAUGAUGUUCUACCAAGAUUGGCAAAGUUCGGUGAAUUCCUUGCAGCAAGGACAUUUUUUGGGUGGCUGCUACUUUCCAUUUACCUAAUAUACAAAUGCAGAAGAAGGCAUCUGUCGGCCUUUGAUUCUAUCGAAAGCUUCCUACAAAGCCACAAUAACCUGGCACCCAUUCGCUACUCCUAUUGGGAAAUUUGGAUGAUGACAAAAGCUUUCAAGGAAAAACUAGGAGAAGGAGGCUGCGGCUCUGUCUACAAAGGAAUUCUUCGCAGUCAUCACCCAGUCGCAAUAAAAUUGUUGGGCAAGAGCAAAGCCAACGGGCAAGAUUUCAUAAGCGAAGUCGCCACAAUCGGAAGAAUUCACCAUGUCAACGUGGUUCAACUUAUUGGAUUUUGCGCUCGAGGAUCCAAACGCGCCCUUGUGUACGACUUCAUGCCCAAUGGUUCCCUAGAGAAGUACAUCUCCUCCUCGCAUGAGGGUGAGUCCACCGCCUCUUCUUCUUUGAGUUUGAGUUGCGAACAAAUGUACAGGAUCUCGCUCGGUAUCGCAAAUGGUAUCGAGUAUUUGCACCGAGGCUGUGACAUGCAAAUCCUGCAUUUCGAUAUCAAGCCUCACAACAUUCUUCUCGACGAGAACUUCGUACCUAAAGUUUCCGACUUUGGCCUUGCAAAACUGUAUCCAGUCCAAAACAGCAUAGUGUCUCUCACUGCAGCAAGAGGGACCAUGGGCUACAUGGCUCCGGAGCUGUUCUACAAAAACAUUGGCGGGAUUUCUUAUAAGGCUGAUGUUUAUAGUUUUGGGAUGCUAUUGAUGGAAAUGGCGGGAAGGAGGAGAAAUUUGAACGUGCACAUAGAAAAACUGAGCCAAAUCUAUUUUCCGUCGUGGAUAUAUGAUCAAUUCAAGGAAGGGAAUGAGGUCAAUAUGGGGGAAACUAAUGGGGAGGAGGCGGAGAUGGUUAAGAAAAUGGUGAUUGUGGCCUUGUGGUGCAUACAAUUGAAGCCCAGUGAUCGGCCUCCAAUGAACAAGGUGGUUGAGAUGCUCGAAGGAGAGGUUGAGUUAUUACAAAUGCCUCCAAAGCCUUUCCUCACUCCCUACGAAAUGGGAACGGAGGCCAAUUAGUUAAGAAAGUUUGUAAUUUGUGCUUUAUUUCUAGUUAAUGAUGCAAUUUUUUAUUUUGAAUAAAUGAUGUAUAAUAUAUAGUAUAAUGUGAAAUUUUAUGUGUAUCUGGAUGUU
Molecule: messenger RNA, 2444 nt
Organism: Impatiens glandulifera
Lineage: Eukaryota; Viridiplantae; Streptophyta; Magnoliopsida; Ericales; Balsaminaceae
Product: LEAF RUST 10 DISEASE-RESISTANCE LOCUS RECEPTOR-LIKE PROTEIN KINASE-like 2.5
Exons: 4
Coding region: 378-2330 (650 amino acids)
Biological process (GO): protein phosphorylation
Molecular function (GO): polysaccharide binding; ATP binding; protein kinase activity
Source: RefSeq, a predicted model, not a curated record